Molecule: messenger RNA, 1656 nt
Organism: Emys orbicularis (European pond turtle)
Lineage: Eukaryota; Metazoa; Chordata; Testudines; Emydidae
Gene: FGGY
Product: FGGY carbohydrate kinase domain containing
Exons: 15
Coding region: 1-1656 (551 amino acids)
Biological process (GO): pentose metabolic process; carbohydrate phosphorylation
Cellular component (GO): cytoplasm
Molecular function (GO): D-ribulokinase activity
Source: RefSeq, a predicted model, not a curated record
AUGCAGAGUGAGAAGCAGGAUCCAGUAAAUUACUAUAUUGGGAUUGAUGUUGGAACGGCAAGUGUUCGUGCGGCUUUGGUAGACCAAUCUGGGACGAUAGUGGCACAUGCGGAUCAGCCAAUCCAAAUUUGGGAACCCCAACCAGACCACUAUGAGCAAUCCUCUGAUGACAUCUGGGCUGCUUGUUGCACAGUCACAAAGAAAGUCAUCCAACAAGUAGAUGUUGCCUGGAUUCGAGGGCUCGGUUUUGAUGCUACGUGUUCACUUGUUGUUGUGGAUAAGCAGUUUCAGCCCUUGGCAGUUAAUUAUGAAGGGGAAUGUAAACGAAAUAUCAUUAUGUGGAUGGACCAUCGUGCAGCCAGUCAAGUGGACAGAAUCAAUGGAACUCAACACAGUGUUUUGAGCUAUGUUGGGGGAGUGAUGUCUGUAGAAAUGCAGCCGCCUAAAUUGCUGUGGAUGAAAGAAAACUUGAGAGAGUCUUGCUGGGAAAAGGCAGGCUACUUCUUUGAUCUUCCAGAUUUCUUAUCAUGGAAAGCAACAGGUGUCACUGCAAGGUCUCUCUGUCCAUUGGUGUGCAAAUGGACAUAUUCCCCAGAGAAGGGCUGGGAUGAUAGUUUCUGGAAGGUGAUUGGCUUAGAAGAUUUGGUGGCAGAUAAGUAUGAAAAAAUAGGAAACCAAGUCCUGUCUCCUGGAGCUUCUGUUGGAAAUGGCCUAACGCCAGAGGCUGCAAAAGACCUCGGUCUUGCUGAAGGGACUGCAGUAGCAGCAUCUCUCAUUGAUGCACAUGCUGGAGGACUAGGAGUGAUUGGAGCAGAUGUGAAAGGAUAUAACCUGCCCUGUGAACAUCAACCAGUUAUGUCCCGGCUUGCUGUGAUCUGUGGAACAUCUUCCUGUCACAUGGGGAUAAGUGAUGCUCCCAUUUUUGUGCCUGGUGUUUGGGGUCCCUAUUACUCAGCCAUGGUGCCUGGAUUCUGGUUGAACGAGGGAGGCCAAAGCGCUACAGGAAAACUGAUAGAUCAUGUAGUCCGAGGCCACGUUGCCUUCCCAGAGUUACAAGCAAAAGCCGCAGCCAGUGCUCAAAAUAUAUAUACAUACUUGAACAGUCACCUGGAUCUGAUUAAGAAAUCUUUGCCUGUGGGUUUCCUCACUGUUGAUUUACACGUUUGGCCAGAUUUCCAUGGUAACCGAUCUCCCUUAGCAGAUCUGACACUGAAGGGCAUGGUUGUUGGACUGACAUUGUAUCAGGGCCUUGAUGAACUCGCUCUUAUCUACUUGGCCACAAUUCAAGCCAUUGCUUUGGGAACAAGACAUAUUUUGGAAACUAUGCAGUCUGCCGGGCAUCACAUCAGCACUCUGUUUCUGUGCGGUGGGCUGAGCAAGAAACCCCUCUUUGUGCAGAUGCAUGCUGACAUUACUGGCAAGCCCAUUGUCCUGUCCAAAGAGGUGGAGUCUGUUUUAGUUGGUGCUGCUAUUCUUGGAGCUUGUGCUUCUGGAGAUUUUGCCUCAGUACAGGAGGCCAUGGAGAGAAUGGGGAAAAUCGGGAAAAUCGUGCAACCAAACCACAGGGAUAAAAGAUUUUAUGACAAGAAGUAUGAAGUGUUUUUGAAACUUGUUGAACAUCAGAGAGAGUAUAAAGCCAUCAUGCAAGGCGUAUAA